AUGUCUAAUACUAUAAUUAUUUCUGGAGAUCAGACAGGAACUGAAAGAGCAUCAUUAGAUGCUGCUUUGGAUAACAAAAAACAAACCAUUAAAAUUGAUGGAUAUUACAUAAACAAUAGAUAUGCUGAAGAUGGAAUUUUGCCAUCUAAAUAUAUACUCAGAAAUUUGGAUACUGAUUCUGAUCUCACAAGAAAUAAAGAAAAUCUUAAAUUGGCCAAUAAAGUAUUAAUUUUAACUGUAUCAACAGUUGACUUUGAUACUGAAACUAUCCCAAAUUUUGAAGAAAAAGAAUCAAAGAUCAUUAAACUUAAAGAAACUCUUAAUGAUAAUAUAAAUCAUAUUAAUAUUGACUCACUUAUUGAGUGGAUUAACAAUGAGAAAAUAUUUAUAACAGGUCCAAAAGAAAACAAUAAUAAUCAUAAAAGAUUAUUCGUAUUGAUUUGGUUGCACGAGAAAGCCCCUGAUGAUAAUCAUUUACGCGCACACUUUAUAUUUGGAGAACUGAAUAAUCAGCUUUUAACGUUAAUAAUGUUUGGAAUUUGUAAGCGAUGCAAACAGGAUAACUCACAUGUUUCAUGGUGUAAACCAUGUGAUCCUGUAAAUUCGGCUAGCUCUGGAAAUGAUUUGGUCGACGAUUUUUUACAAAGAGCCUUAGACUCAGCGGAUCACGAAGAAGGAGAGAAAAGGGGUGAAGAACUAAAAGUUGCACUUAAAAUGUUUGAUAAAUCUGAAAAUAUCCCAGGGAGAGAAGAGUAUAACAAAAUAAGAAAUGAAUAUAUAAAUGCGGAUAAAAUGAUUUCAGAUCCAUCAAAUUCACAAAAAGAUUCGGACGCCAUAUAUACCAGUCGGCUCCUUACCAAUGAUCUUAACUUGAAAAAUCUUCCAGAACCAAAAAAUUCAGACGAAUUAACGGCAUCACCAAAUUUGGAAUAUUUUUUUAUUUCAGAUGAUGUAUUUCCUAGAUUGCAAUCUUUACAAUCUAUUCUUCGUGAACGUUCUUUUCUCGCGUUACGUCAUCAUUUCUGGGAUAUCUAUUGA
This is a messenger RNA of Dentiscutata erythropus, 1038 nucleotides long. The record is from the annotation of a GenBank genome assembly. NCBI's taxonomy places the organism in Eukaryota, Fungi, Glomeromycota, Glomeromycetes, Diversisporales, Gigasporaceae.